CAUCGCUGCUGUGAAACCCACCACUGUUUCUACAGUCCAAGUCGUGGUGGUAUAGCAUUUUGAACAUAUUAUUUCCCCUUUUGGCUCUUCUUGUACAUAUUUCAACUUCUUUCAUAAGCCUUUCGUCGCCAUGAAGAGCUUCGUUCGCAGCUUCAUCGCCAAGCAUAGACCAGAGAGUCGUCGUGGGUCCUCCGGAAAGGCGCCGCCGGUAAAGGCCGCUGCCAACAUUUCCAACAAACCAGAUCCACCGACUGAUACUAUCAUCAAUUCCAACAUGGCUGGCGAGCAGCAGGUUUUGGCAGAUGGCAACCUGGCAAUUGCUCUUCAGAAUAAGACUUCUUCCAGCAACGUUUUUGCAUAUAUCACAGGCCUAGCUUUGCAGAAUAAUAACCGACCCAUUUUUAUCCAAAGUGAUGGGCGAACGGUGUAUUCUCCGACGUCACCGGAUAGACCACUUGUCGAGCUCAGUCAGGACGUUGCCAUUCCAUUGGGGCCACCUGGAAACACCGUCAAUGUCGUUAUCCCAAAGAUUGCUGGAGGCCGCAUUUGGUUUUCAGUUGAUGCUCGACUGAAAUUCCUUGUCAACCCUGGACCAGCAAUUGUGGAGCCAUCUGUCACAAACACGAGCGACCCGAACAUCAAUGUAUCCUGGACGUUCUGCGAGUUUACAUACAACGAUGCGCAACUCUUUGCCAACAUAUCCUAUGUCGACUUUGUCAGCGUACCCAUUGCCAUUUCGCUGACCAACACGUCGGGGAACACACAAAAGGUUCCCGGCAUGCCGGCCAGCGGAUUCAACACUAUUGUGAAUGAACUAAGGGCCCAGUCCGGCCGAGAUGGCAGACCAUGGGACAAGCUCAUAUAUUCCCAUAAUGGAAAGCCACUUCGAGCUCUCAGUCCCAAUUACCUGCUAGUCGGCAACGCGAAUGCGUGGGACGGCUACUGGGACUCGUAUGUCCAGCAAGCCUGGUCGAAAUUCAGAAACGAGGACAUGAUUGUGAACACGCAGGCUGCUGCUGGCAACCUGAGGGGUCGUGUGAAUGGAAACGAACUGUCUCUUGGCGAAGCCGGCACUUUUGGCCCACCUUCAGCACGCGACAUAUUCUCCUGCUCCACGGGGCCUUUCCAGACUGGUUCGAAUCAAGCUAGAAAUGCAGUAAUCCCUAGACUGGCGGCGGCCUUCAAUAGGAGCACACUCCUCGACACCAAUCAAUUCCCUAAUGGGAGCCGCCCUGAGAACUAUUACAAGAACGCGACUACCAACCACUAUUCUCGAAUUGUACAUGCCGCGCAGAUAGACAAGAGAGGUUAUGCAUUUCCAUACGAUGAUGUUGUUCCUGAUGGUGGAAGCGAUGUCGCAGGAACCCUCUUUGAUGGAAGUCCUAGACUAUUUACUGUUACCGUGGGUGGAGGCUAGGUUUGCUUUCAUGUUGGAUGAGUCCCAGACUUAUGUACAUACUUGCGCAUGGCUUUCUUUGACACAUUUACAUACUGCUCUUCUUAUUAUAUCGUACAUAUUUGAAUCCUAGGUAAAUAUUCAUCUUGUAUCUGGUACUACAUCCUCACGACUUGAUGAAGCUAUCAAUUGAUG
Messenger RNA from Aaosphaeria arxii CBS 175.79, 1591 nucleotides. Its product is annotated as glycoside hydrolase family 64 protein. The transcript has a single exon. Bases 131 to 1417 code for a protein of 428 amino acids. The record is from RefSeq and is a predicted model, not a curated record. Lineage: Eukaryota; Fungi; Ascomycota; Dothideomycetes; Pleosporales.